Symbiodinium sp. CCMP2592 is the source of this 618-nucleotide messenger RNA. Lineage: Eukaryota; Dinophyceae; Suessiales; Symbiodiniaceae. The record is from the annotation of a GenBank genome assembly.
AUGGCGCAGAAAGUGAUGAAGAAGGAGGCGUCGCCCCACGGGUUGCUCAAGCGCCCUCUGCGGCAUCGAUUCUUCGCCCUUCGGCAUGGCGAGUCCAAAGCGAACGUCGCCAAGAUCAUCAUCUCCGAUCCCAAGGUGGGCACGAAGAAAUACGGCUUGACGAAAGCAGGCUCUCGGUUCAUCAAGAGCGCUUCCUCGCGUGUUGUGAUUGUUUCUUCCGACUUCUCGCGGGCUCGGGAGACUGCGCAAGUCUUUGCGAAGACCUUGCGGAAGGCCGGCCUGACAUGUCCGGUGCGACUCUCGACGGCGCUUCGUGAGAGGCGCUUUGGCUCUCUGGAAGGCGGCAGCGACAGCCGCUACAACGAGGUUUGGUCCAAGGAUAGGCGCAACGCUGCGGCUCGGCCCUUUGGGGCGGAGAGCGCAAAGGCAGUGCAGAUGCGGACUGCCAAGCUCGUAUCAAGUCUGGACCGUGACCUUCCUGACGGCGCUGAUGUGGUGCUCGUGUCCCAUGGAGAUGCCCUGCAAAUCCUGCAAACGGCGUUUCAGGGGAUUUCUGCCGCUUCCCAUCGCUCCCUGUCCCACCUGGAUCGCGCAGAGCUGCGCGCACUGAACCCCUGA